This is a messenger RNA of Ascochyta rabiei, 699 nucleotides long. RefSeq lists its product as uncharacterized. Lineage: Eukaryota; Fungi; Ascomycota; Dothideomycetes; Pleosporales; Didymellaceae. The record is from RefSeq and is a predicted model, not a curated record. The coding region runs from base 1 to 699 and encodes 232 amino acids. The transcript has a single exon.
AUGCUUUGCAACGCCUCCCUUCUCUUGGCUAGUGCUCUUGCACUCGGUGCCUUCGCCGCACCUAUUCCCGCCGACUGCCCUGACAGUCACAACGAGAACACCUCCACCGCUCCUGCAAGCAACAACAAGGCCAUUGCCGGUUCUGUGACUGCAGCUCAGCUUACACAGAUUGCCCCGGAGACUGCAUCGUGCUCUGGCGCACCUUUCCCGGAUGAGUGCGUAGAUGCUGCUACAGCAGCUACCGCCCUCAACAAGUCCUUCGACACGUACGGCAUCAAGACUGCUGGAGAGAAGGCAGCUCUCAUUGCCUACACCUUGUUUGAGUCCGGUAACUACAAGUACAGCAAGAACCACUUCCCCGGCCGCCCAGGACAGGGAACCCGCAUGAUGGCCAUGCCUCCUUUCAUCUCCAAGUAUGCUACUGCUGUUGCCGGCGCAGACGCUGUCGCUACGGCAAAUGCUGCUGGCGGCGACGCCGGUGCGGUUGCUGUUCUGGCUCUUGUCAACAGCGAUGAUGAGAAGAGCUUUGGAAGCGCAGCCUGGUUCUACAGCACUCAGUGCUCGGCGGACGUCAAGGCUGGCGUGGUUGCCGAGACUGUCGAAGGGUGGCACAACUUCUUGACAACGUGUGUUGGUACUACUUUGGACGAAGCUCGCGACACCCCCUGGGUAUCCGCAAAGGCGGCCAUCCUUGCGUAG